This is a messenger RNA of Exserohilum turcica Et28A, 1284 nucleotides long. RefSeq lists its product as uncharacterized. NCBI's taxonomy places the organism in Eukaryota, Fungi, Ascomycota, Dothideomycetes, Pleosporales, Pleosporaceae. The coding region runs from base 1 to 1284 and encodes 427 amino acids. The record is from RefSeq and is a predicted model, not a curated record. The transcript has a single exon.
AUGCUGACCAAGGCCAAAGACCGCCAUACGCGCAAGCGUCCCUUUGCUGGCUGGAUGAAGCGCCUCGCCAACCUCAAGCCUUCGUCGUCGGACGCCCCCAGCAAGAAGAACAACACUACCAAGAAAGCCCUGUCCAAGAACAACCCCUACCCCGAGUCCGGCUACAUAGCCACGACCACGGCCACACGCGCCCCCGAAGAUGGCCUCUCUGUAUCCACGCCACGCUCCAACAGCUGCGCCUCGGUCGAGGAGCCGGCAGAGCCCCAGCGCCAGGGGGUCCAGAAGAGCAACAAGUCGACGGCGCCCACGGUCGCAACCCUCCCCGAGACGCUGCACUCGACAAGAUCAAAGGCCGAGACGGGCCGCAGCAACUUUGUCAACGGCGGCAGCACCUUUUCCUCGCCCAAUGGGUCCGAGCAUUCGCUUACGACCACGUUGACAACGAUACAAUCUACUGCGCCAUCCAACGUGCUCAACAUUGGCCACGCCCAGAACCACAACAACGCAGGCGGUUUGGCCGCUACGCCUGUGCACUUCUCCCACCAGUUCCCAACCUCGCCUCCGCCUUCAGCCAUCCCGCCGCACAUGGCCCCCCAGCAGCAGCCGCAUUCAUAUCUGGGCGCUACUGCAAACAACAUCCUGACUGACAAUGCCUCGAUUCUCACCCUCGCCUCGUCGUCCAAACGCCGCCGCCGCAACUCGGUAGACACCAACGCAUCCAUGCGUGCCCUAGCGCCUUCAUCGCAUUACGGCGGCAGUCGCGAGUCGCUCCCCCUCAGCGUCCUUUCCGCCAAUCCUGAAACCAUCUAUUCGCCGUCCAACAGGCCCAGCACCGUCAGCGCCUUUGUCAACGCAGAGCGCGCCAGUGUCUACUCGGCCUCUGGCGUCACGGCUCCUGUCCUGACGAGCGAGCGCAACAGCUACUAUGCCAACAAGCAGGCUGAUGGUCUGAGCGUUCGCAGCGGACUACUUGGCCACGGGCGUACUGAUAGCAUCAGCAGCAUUCGAGCCACGCCAACCAGCCCUCUCGCCAGCCCCCGCGAUCCUCUUGGACCUACCAGAGUCAGCCGCAAGAGCUCCGAGUGGAGGGAGGCGAGGGAGAUAAGCGAUGAGGACGAAAUACCCGCAAGCCCUAUUGUAGAAGAGUGCGAGACAAAGUGCAGCCCCAAGUGCAGCCCCAAGCCUGACCGCAAACUUGACGACAAGCCCGACGACAAGCCCGACGAAAAGCCUGAAAAUAAGGCUGAAAAUAAGCCCGACCCCAAGCCCGAUUCGCAGACUUGA